CGGGCCAAAGAAGGAACGGGUUGGCGAAAGAGUGAGGGAAAAGUGCGGAGCGUGAGAGCGCGUGCGUGGUGGCCACUUCAGGAAAACGUUGCGGGCUGCUUGCGCUGUUGCGAUGGUCGACGAGCAUCAGUGCCAGCGUCGCAGCGCAUCGCAGCGCAGGCAGGCAGGCAGGCAGGCAGGCACACAGAGCUCACAGUGCCGCAGCACGCACGGAAGGAAAGGUGAGGCCAGGCCCGGCCAGGCCAGCCAGCGAGCGAGUGCGAGACAGGGGAAGGGAUCAGAUCCCAGGCCUGGGAAGGCGUGGGACGGGACCGGGACGGAGCGGACAUCGUACAGACGCAGAGGGAGGGAGGGAUCGAGCGAGCGAGCGAGCGAGAGAGAGCCGAGAUUGAGUUCGAUUGAGUGAAAGAGUGAGUCAGUGAGCGAGCGAGCGAGCGAGUGAUUCAACGCAUGCAUGCAUGAGCGGUCGAGCAUCCGCGGUCUGGGCGGGCAGGGUUGGGAAUCAGAGGGCAGGACCGUGAACCUGAAACAGCGACAGCAGCAACAAGAUUAACAAGAUUUGGAGUCGCGAUGAAAGAGGAGCGGAGGAGGAGCAGUGGAGCGAAGGGCGGAAGAUAGAAGCGCACAGUGCUGUACCUUCACUGUGGGCGAGUGGGAGAGGGAGAGGGAGUGGGGAGAGGGCAAACGAACUGGAUCGUGACGCCCGUUUGGUUUGGUUGGUCGGUUGAAGAGGAGGAUCGCGGGCUCUAAGUGCUACGGAAACAUUGCUUUCAGGAGGAAAGCAGGCGACAUACCACGGUUAUUGCAUCUUGCUGGGUCCUGCCUGGAGUUGUGGCCUUCAACCCUACGUCGAGCUGUGUCUUGUAAAUGUAGAAAAGGCGUAGUGCUUGGCAAGUAGAUUCGGAAGCCAUGACUACGCAUCAGGCAUGAUUGAACGGGCAGCUGUGUUCACAUGCAAUGAGAGGAAACUGCCCUAGUUUAUGGGUUGAGUGAAAGAAGUGACUACUGAGCACUGAUGGGACCGAUUUUUUGCACCCUUGUGUUCCAGCAGGGAACUGACCCUGGUAAAGGCUCGUGGUGUUGUCGUCCUCUGCAAUUUAUAGGGUGGUUGGACAGUAGAGUUCAAAAAUCUAGCUUCCCUUACAUGGCCUUCAGAGUGUGUAGAUAAACCUUGAAUUUACAAUCGCUUACAGUGACAUCUUCUAGAAACCGGGACUAUAUGUUUGAAUUCUACUUCUGUCCAUGUUACCGAAAUUGAGAGACGUGAUCAGACCUCAGAGGGAUUGUCUUGCGAGCGAGUUACCAAUUUCGACGGUGGCGCUGGGUCUGUAGGCGAUAUAAAAAAAUCCAUUUUUUUUUGUGGAUGAAGUAUGUAAUGGCCGAGAGGCAGAGUGUGAACGAUGUGGAAAAGCCGCCAAACCAUCUGAAUCAAACGACAGAAGAAGUUGCAAGAGCUGCAGUAGCAGCGGCUGCGGCAGUUCGUCCCCGCCCAUCAAUUGUUGUGUCGUCAAAGUAUCAGAGUGCGAACAAUUUCCACAAAUGGCGGAGAUCGUUGCAAAAGGCUUUCAAGUGGGGCACCGGCACACGGGAGCGAGAUAGAAGGAAUCUCUUCAAUCCUGAACUUUUAACUCGACAAAAGCGCCAGUGGAGUGAAUUGCAGUUGCAAGCUUUGGAAAAGAAGCAGACAAAGAAGGAACGUGUUUGUUUUUUUGAACACUUCGUUGUGGUGGGGUUACACCCAAGUGCAAAUGUGGAGGCAACUGAAGUCGCUUUCGCGAAGAAGAAAGCCUGGCAAAGAGAUUCUGAGCGCUCAGAAUGGCUUGGAGGUGAUGCUAAAACUCAGCAUCGAGGGCCACCUCAGCCCACCUUAGAACCUCAGGUCCUAUUCAAGUACCCCCCUGGCAAGCGGCUCCCUCUGAAAAGUAAAGAUUUGCCUGCGUUCUGUUUCCCAAGCGGGGUUGAGGCUCGGCUUAUGGAAAGAACGCCAUCAAUGAGCGAGCUAAACGAGGUCAUGUACGGACAGAGCCAUCAGAAAAGGGAUGAUCAGUCUUUCAUCUUUUUACUAAAAGUUGCAGAUAAUGUAACUCUCUAUGGAGUAUGUGUGCUGGUAACAGAAAUUGUUCAGCGGUUGCCAGGAAUUUUGGCGAUGAACACAGCUCAGUCACCACCUCGAUCACAACCAAGCCGGUUCCUGGUGUCGGCACCUCGCUGCUAUUGCUUUCUGACGAAACUUCCAUUCUUUAAUUUGCACUUCGAAGUUUUGAACAGCAUUAUUGCACAGGAGCGUUUGGACAGAAUAACGCAGUGUGUGAACGAGAUGACAUUAGCACAGCACGUGCCAUCGAUGGUGGAAGCCGUGAGCAAAGGUAGCUUAUCGUCCCCUGGAAAUGAGGAUGAUCCUGACGGGUGGAUGGAAAGUGCAAUUCCGGUAGACAGCGUCCUUGGAGCUACUGCAGCUGCGGCAGGUUUAAUAUCUGAGAAGGAUGUUCCGUCCUUUUCCUCAAAAAGCUCUGGUCCUCUGUCACCUGAUGGUCAUCUAACUUCUUUGUCACCCACUUCCGUGACUGGCGCUGACGGCAAGGACAGCAAUGGGUACAGAGAUACUGACAACGUUCUUCCCGAGGAGGAAAGGCAAGAAGGAGAAGAUCAAGGGCUCAAUAGUAUGGGUAGACUAGCAGUAGAACUGAAAAACAUUGGCAACGGUUCUAAGAUGGUUCCGAGCUCUUCAGAGAGGGAACUUGUGAGAAUGGGCCAUGAGCGGAUGGAGAGUUCUGAAUCCAUAUACAGCGUGUUUGAGAGCUCCGUCAGAAGCAUGGACUCGGAUGAUGACGGUGGAGAUGAUGAGACUUCUCCAUUUACGGAAGAGGAUUGCUAUGGUUCUCAGGCCGUACUUUCUUGGGCUGAGGCCAACAACAACGAUUCGUUGCGACUCGUUUGUGCAUAUCACCGGACACCUGUUCCAAAAAGAGGCGAGACAACCGUUUUUCACCCCUUAGAGCAUCUUCAACCCAUGAACUUCAGCAGAUCUGGAGAAAUUCCAGCAUCACUCAUGGGCAUUAGACUUAUGGAUCGUCAUGCCUGCCGGACCAGCUUGGAAGUUGCUGAGGUCCAAGCAGCUGUUAUGGCAGGAGAGGAAGCUUUGUCAAUCUCGACAUGGGCUGUUGCCACCGUAUGUCGAGCACUCUCACUUGACAAUGUUUUGACACUUUUUGCGGGAGCAUUGUUAGAGAAGCAGAUGGUUGUCAUCUGCCCAAACUUGGGUGUAUUAUCUGCGGUGGUAAUGUCAUUGAUACCCAUGAUUCGACCGUACGAAUGGCAGAGUCUCCUCUUACCGAUUCUACCCAAUAAGAUGUUGGACUUUCUCGAAGCACCCGUUCCUUUCAUUGUAGGUGUUCAGCACAAGACUCAUGAAGUCCGUGUGAAGUCAGCAAAUCUUAUUCGGGUCAACGUGUACAAAGAUAAGGUAACAGCAUCGUAUAUGCCACAGCUACCUCGUCAUAGAGAGCUGUUUUCUACUUUGGAACCUUAUUACAACAAACUAGCUGCUGAGCAGAGUGUUGCGAAACGGCACCCGAUUCACGAGUUUAACGAAGUGCAAGCCCAGGCAUCUGAAGGUUUUCUUGCAGUGCUACAAAACUACCUGGAAUCCUUGUGUAUGGAUUUGAGGGCGCAUACCAUAACGAAUGUCCAGUCCAACGAUGACAAGGUCUCACUGUUGCUGAAGGAAAGCUUCAUUGAUUCAUUCGGGAGUCGAGAUCGUCCGUUCAUCAAGCUUUUUGCAGAUACACAGCUAUUUUCAGUCUACACCGAUGCUGUUUUGUCAAGCUAUCAAAAUAGCUAGCUUUGGAGGGAGCAUCUGAUACCCUUGUUGCUCUUGCUGAUAAUCCCUGUACACUAGUUUAUACAUUCAUUUUUUCUUUCUAAACCCUUAAUGGGUGAAUAUGCACUCAUCGGGAAUCUUAGGGUCGGUCCCAUCAUACAAUAGACAGAAUAUUCCUGCCAGUUAGAAUCCGAUCAACUACAUGAAUCCAAGUGUGAUCCGCGUUCAACACUUAGAAUUGAAUUUUAACCUGUCAUGCAAUGUAAUGCCGAUCUUCUUUCCGGUCUUGGUGGAGAGUGAGUAAUGGUCCUAUGUAAUUAGUAGGGACAGUAAGAACUCCAUCAUGGCUGUGAGGAACUUCAGCACUUCUGUCACAUCUCCUAUCGAAGUGCAGCCAAGGGUCUUUUAAGCAAGCACAGAAGGGUGAUUUUGCACCUUACAGCUUUUGCAGGUGCUCAAAGCGUUUCUCAUAGGGAUCAUUCCGAGCUUCUAGUCAGAGUGAUCAUUGGGUAAUAGAUGAUCUUGCUGUCGGAAUGAUCGUUGUUUUUCGUAGAGCUAGAGUGUAAGAGUAGCCAUCGAAAUGCGUCAUCUAUGUCACGCAUUUUUUUUCACAUGUUGAGCUCGUCCGGUUCUGUCCAGAAGAACUGGACAACAAAUGCCAUUUUCAAAGAGCAAAGCAUGUUGCUGUUUGUUCCGUAUCAAAUGCUGAUUUUCCAACAGCUUAUCACGUCCAUGAUUUAUAUUUCAGACUGAGUAUAGGAAGUUCAUUCUGUCUUCUGGGUUGGUCGAUAGUUUUUUCUUUGGUGCAUACUUUCUUACUUUUCUCGUAGUGCGUCGAGUCCAAGUCCUUUUAUUGCACAUGUUUUAAGUACAACUGCCAUCUACUUCUAGUGGCGUGUAUAUUAGAUGUAGAAUAAAGGCUAUAUUUUGUAAGUUUUACAGUUUCGAGCCAACGUUGUUAUUAGUUCUUACAUAGUGUAACGUAGAUGUUGCUUGAUGUAGUUAGGACUUUGUCACACCGCUUGCUGAACAGGACAAAUUGCAACAUUCUGCGGCCGUACAUUUCCGGGAAAUUUACGUUUUACGUUUUACU
This is a messenger RNA of Marchantia polymorpha subsp. ruderalis, 4913 nucleotides long. NCBI's taxonomy places the organism in Eukaryota, Viridiplantae, Streptophyta, Marchantiopsida, Marchantiales, Marchantiaceae. The record is from the annotation of a GenBank genome assembly.